AUGGAAAAAAGGGGCCUCGUUCCCUAUUUUGGGUUCCUUAGGUCAACGCCCCGGCGGUACCUCUGGGUUCGGCUCCAGAUCGGAGGACGAGGGCAAGUCCUCCUCCUCCUCCUCCCUCCUCCUCCUCCUCCUCCUCCUCCUCCUCCUCCUCCUCCUCCUCCUCCUCCUCCUCCUCCUCCUCCUCUCCUACUCUUCCUCCUCCUCCUCCUCCUCCUCAUCCUCCUCCUCCCUUCUAGGUUCGGCUUCAGAUCGGCGGAUGCGGGCAAAUCCCAGGCGCGGAUCGGAUUCAGACGAUCGAGCGCGACAUCCGAGCUCAAUUUCAGGAAGCACGAGUUUGGAGAUCAGGACGUCACCGAGGGGUUCUUCUGCACCUACGUCACGGGCUUCGACGGCCAGAUCAAGCUCAAAGACUACAACCUGAGAAAGGUGAUGGUCUACGGCGGGUUCGCGAGCAUGAUGUGCAAAGGCACCCUGUUCCUGAUGGACCACACCGUUGCGAUGAUGUGUAUACAGCAGAUCUUCAUAGUGUUGGUGGUUGCUGUGCUCGGGCACCACUUGGGGGUCCUGGAGGAGGAGACCUGA
Molecule: messenger RNA, 582 nt
Organism: Prorocentrum cordatum
Lineage: Eukaryota; Dinophyceae; Prorocentrales; Prorocentraceae
Source: the annotation of a GenBank genome assembly